AUGAAGUUGUCCGUUGCUGCUUUUGCCUCCCUUCUCUCGGUUGUCAGCGCUGCUGCCGUCCCUUCUAACGCUACCCUCCCCGCGGCCUUCACUCUGGUCGCUGAUGGCGGCAGAACCGCCCUGACCGAUGGCCAGUACGUCUACGUCGGCGGUGACGCUACCGACGGCAAAGAAAUCCUCAUCCUGCGGUCCGCCGCCAACGGCAUGGUCUCCUUCACCUCCAAGAACGGUGUCCCCACUGCCUUCCAGAACCUCUAUAUCGUCGAGAAGGAGGUAACCCCUGUUUCCCUCACUAUCCCCCACUCUGGUGCUGUACCGGAGAACGGCAACAUGAACGGCUUCGGCGUCAAUGCCCAGGGCUACUUCACCAACAACGGUCGCCCCUGGUUCUCCGUUGACGUCGGCGACGCUCCCUCCAAACAGGUCUACUGGUACGGUGGCCACAAUGCCGAGUACUACGGCCUCGACCUCUGGGUCAAAGAGUGCAAGGGCUGCUAA
Molecule: messenger RNA, 498 nt
Organism: Aspergillus pseudonomiae
Lineage: Eukaryota; Fungi; Ascomycota; Eurotiomycetes; Eurotiales; Aspergillaceae
Exons: 2
Coding region: 1-498 (165 amino acids)
Source: RefSeq, a predicted model, not a curated record